AUGCGCUAUCAUUGUACAGAGUUUAAUACACAUUCCCGGUAUCAAAGAAAAAAGCUAUUCGACAGCACAAAGGCUGCUGAAGAAGCAAGCCUUAAUAAACCUUACAAUAAUGAGGACAUAUUCACGUUGAGGAUAGAAGAAAAACUGAACCAGUUCCGAAUAGAAAUGCGCGAUCUUGACAAGGCGGCCACUCGCUGGGCGCUGCGU
Molecule: messenger RNA, 207 nt
Organism: Iphiclides podalirius (scarce swallowtail)
Lineage: Eukaryota; Metazoa; Arthropoda; Insecta; Lepidoptera; Papilionidae
Source: the annotation of a GenBank genome assembly